AUGUCUCCAAGCAGCCGUUUCUCCGCUGUCGGUCAUCUCGUCCGAGGUGGCGCCCGACCUGGCUGUGGUAUGGCCACUGCUCUGGCCAGACCAACACUUCUUGUGGCAACACCGGCCCGACCAACCACUGUUGCUGGCGUGCUCCAUCCCGCCUCCUCUUUUCAGCAAACCCGCCCCAUUUCUAUCCAGCGCGUGCCGGUUCGAAGUGGCAAAGUGCCGGCUGAACCAGCCAUCAGGAGCCGGAAGCAGACUCCCACCAAGGGCCAUCCUUUCAACCCGCAGAAAUCGACCACUGGAAGGCUGCGUGCAGCUGUCAGUGGCGAACCUGGCUCGCCGAUAUAUGGCAAGCUCCUGAAAGCUGCCGUGGUUGGCGAGAAAGGCGACAGCCUGAGCCUGCAGUAUGAGGGUGCGCCUGAGGCAGUUUCGGUGUCGACGUUUUGGCUGCGCGACAGCUGCCAGUGCGAGCACUGCGUCACGCUUUCGUCCGGACAGAAGAAAUUGCGUUCCUCAGAUCUGCCCGAGAGACCGGCCGUGAAACAUACCGCCGUGGCCGAGGAUGGCAUCCUUAGCAUCGAGUGGGCGAAAGAGACCGAUGCGCAGGCGAGCAGCGAAAGCGGAAGCGACACUCCGCAUGUGUCCACCUUUGCUUCUGAUUGGCUUCUAUAUCGAAUGGCCGGUCUGGCAGCGCCGUACUACCCGGCGAUGCCAGAGCGGCGGUUCUGGGACAGGGCCCGGCUGGAGCGAGAGCUGCGGCCAGUGGCGUUUGAAGACUGGAAGGACGGCAACAGCCCCGAGUUCUGGCGCGCACUGCUGGACUUGUAUCAGCUUGGUAUCCUGAUUGUCGAUAGGGUGCCGGAGACGGAGACGGCGGUGUUGGACGUGGCGAACGCCAUUGGCAACAUCCAGCACACGUUCUAUGGAGAGACGUGGGAUGUGGUGUCCAAGCCGGACGCAGAGAACGUUGCCUACACCAAUGUGUUCCUGUGCCUGCACCAGGACUUGAUGUACAUGAACGAUCCGCCUUAUAUCCAGCUGCUUCACUGUCUCCGUAAUGAUUGCGACGGCGGUGAGUCCAUUUUCAGCGACAGCGUGCGUGCUGCCUGGGAGAUGGAGCUGCAGCAUCCUGAGCUCAUCGAGCCGCUGGCCACAACGACUGUGCGCUACCACUAUGAGCGUAAUGGUCACUACUACUUUCAUGGCCGGACCGUGCUGGAGCGCAAGGCCAAGUCAGGGCACAUCCAGGACACGGCCUGGUCGCCGCCGUUCCAGGACUCCUUUUCGGCACCGCAUCUGGCAUUUGGUGAACACGAUCCUUCCAAGAAGCCCGACGACCGUAUUCUCCAAUGGCGACGGGCAGCAAAGGUGUUUAGCGACAAUGUCGAGGCACCGCAGAACGUGUAUGAAGUCAAGAUGAAGCCGGGACAGUGCGUGCUUUUCAACAACCGGCGCGUGUUGCACGGGCGCCAAAAGUUCAACACGGCCCAGGGCCAUCGCUGGCUGAAGGGCACAUACAUCUCCGAGCAGGCCUUUUCCAGCAAGGUGACGGCCAUGAUACGCGAGAAGAAAUAUGCACCGGCCUUGCCGACGAAGCUGCCGUUGACGGCCUUGCAGACCCGGGAGUCGGAGCUUGCACAGGUAGCCCGCCUUCUCAAAGAAGCUGGCCCGGCUGCGACCUGA
Molecule: messenger RNA, 1677 nt
Organism: Grosmannia clavigera kw1407
Lineage: Eukaryota; Fungi; Ascomycota; Sordariomycetes; Ophiostomatales; Ophiostomataceae
Product: gamma-butyrobetaine hydroxylase
Exons: 1
Coding region: 1-1677 (558 amino acids)
Biological process (GO): carnitine biosynthetic process
Cellular component (GO): mitochondrion
Molecular function (GO): oxidoreductase activity
Source: RefSeq, a predicted model, not a curated record